Messenger RNA from Exaiptasia diaphana, 2307 nucleotides. RefSeq names its product carbohydrate sulfotransferase 11. Bases 293 to 1279 code for a protein of 328 amino acids. Gene Ontology annotation, molecular function: sulfotransferase activity. NCBI's taxonomy places the organism in Eukaryota, Metazoa, Cnidaria, Anthozoa, Actiniaria, Aiptasiidae. Gene Ontology annotation, biological process: carbohydrate biosynthetic process. Gene Ontology annotation, cellular component: membrane. The transcript has 4 exons. The record is from RefSeq and is a predicted model, not a curated record.
AGUAAGUGAAGAAGAGUUGCCGUUCAACUCCUGCACGACAUUCAUCAAAAUUCCUCUUUUUGUCAGUGUCGAUCGGCCCCAAUCCCCGUCGAGAGAGCCUGAUACUCAGGCUACGUUUACCAAACCGGUUUAAAUCGGUGAUAAACCAGUUUGACAUCAUGAACUAUACACAACUUUGGAUAACGCAAAGAGAAUACUCGAAGACUUCAGAAGUUCCUUUAUUUUUCGGAGGUUUGGAGCUUAUCAGGGUAAGGAUACUGUCGUGGCUACACACUUGCAAGGCCGUUGCAUCAUGGGCAGAAUAAAAAAGAUUUGUGGAGUAAUUCUGGUACUUUACUGCAUUGGAAGAGUUUGGUGGUCUGAUUUCUCUCUGAAAGAAUUUACUUCAAGAUUUACGACGCCGAUAUCACUGCWGAGAGACAAUACCGAGGAUUUUACAAACUUUCUCCUACGACUUGAAGAUCGCAUGCAGAAACGGAGAAAGAUGGUUGCGGACUACUGCAAGACACACAAAAUUAAUAACUCUCUCUAUCUAAAGGAGUUUGGGUCUGAUCGGCGUCAUUUUCAGGUCUUUCGGAAGAGUAARRUUAUCUAUUGUUUUGUUCCAAAAGUUGCAAGUACGCAAUGGACGGAAACUCUCUCCGUUUUGAAAAAGGAAGAUGAGCAAAUGAAUCGUGUGGCAAACACUACCGGAAUGAUUAAUAACAACUUAAAUUUUUUUUCUGAGCAAGAUGCUUGGAAAAUGCUGAAGAGGUACUUCACGUUCAUGUUUGUUCGUGAUCCGUUGGAACGUAUACUUUCCGCUUACAAAGACAAGUUACUAAAGGACAACAAAUAUUACCGAAAUGCUAUUGGCAGAAAAAUCAUCGCAAAAUUUCGACCAAACGCUACUCGACAAGCCCUUAAAACAGGUAGUGUUGUUACGUUUCCAGAAUUCACCGAUUUUUUGCUGCAAACAAAAGACUCCGAUGUGCACUGGAAAUCCUUUACCAACCUUUGUUAUCCUUGUGCAGUUAACUAUGAUUUCAUUGGACAUUACGAAGAUCUAGCUGAGGAAGCACCGUAUUUGGUCAUAAAGGCGGGAAUUGACAGACGCGUUUCGUUCCCAACUGUUCACGCGUCGAACACCACCGCUGAGCUGUCGUAUUAUUAUUCGCAAAUUCCUAAUACGAAAAUCUUGCAGUUGGUAAAGAUGUUCGAAAACGAUUUUAAAAUGUUUAAUUUUACGUUUCCUGGCAAACUAGCAAAGCUUUUUGAUUCUGAAAAUAGUAAAACAUAGAUUUGGGAAUGAUAUUUGAUCACACGGCAAAAGUGUUUACCUCGCUAUAACGGCCACACAAGGAAAGCAAAAUUAGUUUCUUAGAGCGGAUUUCGUAUGAGUGGGACACCGUUACCGCACGGUUACCGCACAGUUACCGCACCUGGCCUGCAGAAUUUUGGUGAAACAAUGGGGCACUAGAAUUUGGUUACAGUACGAUUACGGUCACAGUACAGUACCGUCCGUUUCCCACUCAUACGAAAUCCGCUCUAAACCUUGCAUCGUACCUGGGCCGAUUUACAACUAGAAAGUGUUUGGAGAAAUAACAUACACGAAAAGCAAUGUCCGCGGAGCCAAUUAGUUAUUUCUUUUCGAUAUCUACAUCCACACUGACAUCGAUCCCCAAAUCUACCUCGACAUGCGCGACACUUAUCACAGCCAUUAACAGUGUUGUAUUUCCAAAAAAUACGUUGAAAUUCCUAGUUUUAAAUAAUUCAAUGAUGAUUCGGAUAUAGAUGUCUAUAAAUAACCGACUACCGACAAAUGCCUAGAAUAUUUAACUGACAACCGACAUUGAGACCCCCCCACCCCCUCCCCAUUCAGACUGCAAAUUGAAUAUAAACUAGACGCUUGUAAAGCGUGAUGCGGGCUGGCUUAGCAAAAGAUGUUCAUUACAAGAUAAAAUUGUAUCUCCAAUGAAUAUUGUGACUAUGACGUACCUAUAUAUGAAAGUAAAAUAUGCCGUAUAAUACCUUAGUUUUCUUUGCAGUUCAACUUAUCGUGCAACGCAAUAUUCUUUUCUAGAAACUAAUCGUUAACCUUCACUGUCUACUAUAAUCUUAUCAUAUAUCAACUAUCAACCAUAAUCUUUUUGCUAUAGUGAUUGUCCUACAUUUGCAAUGUAUUUUGUAAUAAUAUCUAUGGAAGCUCUUUAUUUCUUGGUUAGCGAUAUCACAUUAUUAUUUACAUAGCAAUGCAUUUUAGAUGACAUGGGUGCAUUCUUUAAAUUUUGUUUUUAUUAGCCUUUCUUUCGUACAAAAGAAAUCUAA